CUCGUCUUCGAGAAUCCCGUCCCCCGGGGACACAGGAACUGAAUAGCGAGAUGGUGACGACCUGGGGGUUGCCUAGACGUAAGCUCACGCGCGUGCGAUCCCCGAUAUAAAGGGCGAGCUUUGGGGAAGCGCCCUUGACUUUGUCCGACGGAUUGAAGCCCUGCGAUCUAUUGACCUCGCGAUGAAGUUCCUCACUGUGUGUGCUGCCGUGCUCGGCGUCGCGUCCUACGCUACUGCCAUGCCUCUCGAGAAGCGUGCACAGUGCGCUGCGACCCUCAGCACUGCUCACAGCGUCGCCGACCGUCUCCAGAGCGGAUACUGGAAUGGCGGAGGCUGGGGUAUCUUCUGGACUGACGCGAACACCAUCGAGGACUUGUACAACCUCAUGCUCGCGGACGGCACGACCUCCUUCGAUGUAAUUGAUUCGACGACCAUCGGUCAGCUCGCACGCCGCCAGGACUACAACGCCUGGGCAUCCGCCAUCAACGGAGCCUGGGAUGACGCGCUCUGGGUCACGCUCGCACUGUGGAAGGUCGGUGACUACAAGGUCACCCACGGCCAAGAUUCUGCGCCGUACUACAACAGCGGAAACAUGGUCUACGACAUGGUCGCUGCCGAGUAUGACACCGCGACCUGUGGCGGUGGGGUGUGGUGGAACUCGGCGCACACGUACAAGAACGCCAUCACGAACGAGCUCUUCCUCUACACCUCAGCAGCACGCUACAACCGCUGGCACGACCAGGCUCACUUGGACAAUGCCAAGAAGACGUGGAAUUGGCUCAAGAACUCCGGCAUGCGCAACGGCGACGGUCUCUGGAAUGAUGGCCUCAACAGCGCCUGCCAGAACAACGGCCAGGAGACCUGGACGUACAACCAGGGCGUCAUCGCCUCCGGCCUCGGCGCCCUCUACGUCGCCACCGGCGACGCCAGCUACCUCACCGAGGCCGAGAUCACCCUUGACGCCACCAUGGCGCACAAGACCGUGAACGGCAUCCUCAAAGAGGUCUGCGAUGACGUUGCGAACUCGAGCUGCAACAACGACCAGGCGAUGUUUAAGGGCAUCUGGAUGAAGCACCUACAGUUCUACCUUGACGCGGCGCCAGACCAUGCGGCGAAGUAUAGCGGGUUUAUUGGCGCGCAGGAGAGUGCGGUGGUGCACUAUGCGACUGGCUCCGGUUGGACGGUCGGCAACGUGUGGUACGCGCCCAGUCAGGGCGGCUCGCGGUUCACGGCGCAGACUCAGACCUCUGGGAUCGCCGAACACGUCUCUGCCGCCAAGUACGGUCCUUGCUAAACUGCAAUUGGGAAACGAAUUUAAACGCGAAGGGCGACUGGCUGGAUUUUGGGGCUUAUUUAUUAUCGGGGUACACCUUCGUCGUUCGUUUACACUUACUGUAGGGUCACAAUAACACUAGCUAAUGGAGAGCGAAAUACGCGCAGCCUUCUGUCUCCCU
Molecule: messenger RNA, 1454 nt
Organism: Schizophyllum commune H4-8
Lineage: Eukaryota; Fungi; Basidiomycota; Agaricomycetes; Agaricales; Schizophyllaceae
Product: glycoside hydrolase family 76 protein
Exons: 9
Coding region: 182-1294 (370 amino acids)
Biological process (GO): carbohydrate metabolic process
Source: RefSeq, a predicted model, not a curated record